AUGUACGACUUUUGCAAGGAGCAAGCAUCACCGACUUUUCUGCACAUUUCACCUUCUUGCCAUGGUUGUUCUUAUACCACCUUCUCGUAUGCCCAAUCGUGCACAGACUAUUUUCUUUGCUAUCACGGGCACCCGAUUGAAAUGCGUUGUACCGAUAAUUUGCACUUCAAUAUAUAUACAGCUAAAUGUGAUUUCCCCGAAAAUGUACAAUGCAUGCUCGACCGACCAAAUGCAAAUAAAUGCUUACCACAUGUCACUGACUUUUUUCCGCAUUCGCAGAAUUGUAACUAUUUCUAUUACUGCAUCAGGGGCUUUCUUACUCUGCAGCAGUGUCCAUUUUACUAUGGCUGGGACAUUGAACGUCGCGCAUGCGUACUAAUUAAACAGGCGAAAUGUUUUGAAGGAUCCAAGCGAACGUACAUAAAUAAGUAAGGUACAAGCGUGAAGGGAACUAUUAUCAGAACUUUUUUCAUACAUGACAUACUUUAUACAAAUAUUUAUGUAAAUAAAUG
This is a messenger RNA of Rhagoletis pomonella (apple maggot), 512 nucleotides long. RefSeq names its product peritrophin-1-like. The record is from RefSeq and is a predicted model, not a curated record. NCBI's taxonomy places the organism in Eukaryota, Metazoa, Arthropoda, Insecta, Diptera, Tephritidae. Gene Ontology annotation, molecular function: chitin binding. The transcript is spliced from 4 exons. Gene Ontology annotation, cellular component: extracellular region. The coding region runs from base 1 to 432 and encodes 143 amino acids.